AUGAAACCACCCGCUUCAACGACUCUUUCGACAGUAGUUAAGGAGCUGAGACGAUUAACCAAGCUGUUACGGGAAAACAAAGCUCAAGCACUUCCUCGACAACGACGGCGACGAUUCCGAGCCCGACAAAACCACCAGCUCCUUCCAUCUCUUCUGCUCGAUCGCCAAGAUGACUCACGAGUCCGUUUACUACAGUCGUCCCAGGACCUACGGCAAGGGAAGCCGCCAGUGGUAAGUAUCUUAAACUUCAACAUCUGCCCAUGGGAGGAGGAAGAUGAGGAAGAGGCGGGGAAAAAGAUGAAUUGGAAAUGGAAAAUAGAUGGUAUUAAAAAGAGAGAUACGGACGGAGAAAGGGAAACGUGGAAUAUUGGACAUGCAGGAUGGAAAACACAUGGGGGGUUAGAGAGUGGUUCGCUGAUUAUUGGAAUUUCUUCGAUGUAG
Paracoccidioides brasiliensis Pb18 is the source of this 441-nucleotide messenger RNA. RefSeq lists its product as uncharacterized. The record is from RefSeq and is a predicted model, not a curated record. The transcript is spliced from 2 exons. The coding region runs from base 1 to 441 and encodes 146 amino acids.